Chenopodium quinoa (quinoa) is the source of this 459-nucleotide messenger RNA. RefSeq lists its product as uncharacterized. Bases 1 to 459 code for a protein of 152 amino acids. The transcript is spliced from 2 exons. The record is from RefSeq and is a predicted model, not a curated record. Lineage: Eukaryota; Viridiplantae; Streptophyta; Magnoliopsida; Caryophyllales; Amaranthaceae.
AUGUCCAAGGAUGAUCAACCCAAUGACUCUGUUCCUCUUCCACCUAAAUUUCACCUUACUUUUUUCCAAUGGAUCUACGGCACAAUCUCGGCCGAUCUUCUUGAUACAGAUCUUUCCAAAGGUGAUACAGCUCAACAGGUGUGGGACAAAAUCAAGGCGAUAUUACAAGACAAUAAAGCGACUCGGGCUCUCUAUCUUGAAAAGCAAUUCACAUAUUACCAUCUCUCAUCUUUUUCGGAUGUCUUAUCGUACUGCAAACAAUUGAAGUGUCUCAAAGAUCAACUUGCUAGUGUUGAUCACCCGGCUUCCGAAAAUAUGUUGGUGAUGCGCCUCAUUGCUGGACUCCGUAAUACAGACUUUGACACUGUCACUACUAUUCGUGCUCAAACUGAACCAUUGUCUGGCUUUGAGACUGCGAGAUCUUGCCUCCUUGAGGUGACGAGGUGCUUCAAUGACUAA